GCCCCACCCCCCUCCCCCCCUCGUUGAAACGAGCGGCCACAUGAAGGGAAGGUGCACCGUGUAGUGAGCUUUUCUUCUCAGAAAUAGUAUUUAUUUUUGUUCCCCAGCAUGACUUAUGGUUUGAGCUACUUUCAGCCAGUUUGAAUUCAGAAGAGUCUUGUUAUAAACGCGAAGUUUAAAUGGACUUAACUGCCCGAGACUGGACUUCAUGAAAAUGUGACUACUUUUCCAACCCGUUGAAGGUCUUUAAACGCUAUUUCACAAAGUGAUGAAAUGAACUUGAAGUGAAUCUGCAAGACGAGUCGAACAUCCAUGGAUUGAAACAUUCAACUUCCAAGUGCAGAAGUGCCUGAAGCAAGGAGCUCCGUCUGGGUGGUGGCAAGGAGCACUGAGCUGCACAAUGGAGUGAAGGGGUGCAGAUGUAAAGGGCUUGUUGCUCAUUUUCACACGGGCCGGCGUCAUCUGCCUGCUGCAGCACACGCAGCUAUGUGCAGUCUUGCCUUUUUAUUUGAAACACAGAACACUCACGAAUCAAGUUUUUGUUUUUUCCUUUUUCCUGUGUCGAUGCGGAAUGUGAGAGGCUCACAUCAUUCCUAACGCCUGUAAUCCUUUGUGUUGUACCACAGGAUUUAAUGGGGGAUGCCGUCUGACUGCAAUACCCGACAUAUUGCUUUCAUGUCCUCACUGUUUGCGACUCAAUCCGACGCCAAACAGGAGGCAACGCGCCGCAUACUUAAAAAAUUAAAUAUACACGUUUGUUGCACGACGGGAAGCGAGGUGACGAAGUCGUUAGCACGUCUGCCUCACAGUUCUGAGGUUUGGAGUUCGAAUCCCGGCUCUGGCCUUCCCGCGCGGCCUUUGCGUGUUCUCGCCGGUGCUCGCGCGGGUCUAUCUAAUAAAAAAACACGCAGGUUCAGUUCAUCGAAGAAUGCGGGUGUGAAUGUGAGUGCGCAUGGUUGGUCGUAUGCGAUUGGCUGUGUACCCUGUGACCCUAACGAGGCCGGGCACUGUAGAGAACAGAUGAAUGGGUGUUCUUCCUCUAUAUUUUUUGUUAGGCCCCGUUAAAAAAUGCUCAACAGUGAAAUGGAGCUCAGAAGUGUCUUAGUGUAGUUGCGGUUUUUAAUCCAAGGUUCUCCUGCUUAUCAUGUCUGUAAAGUAGCUUAAUGGCACUGAGCUGACCCCCCGCGCUUCGGGAGCAGGUGGCACAAGGAGUUACAACUAGUUUCCUACGCUGUCGAUUUGUACGAUACAGCGAUCGCACUUGAUGCCAAAAUGUCGUGAGCUCAAUUUCUGUCCGCGAAGUUGAUAGUAAAAACAUUCCAUCAUUUGUCAUGAGCAGUUAUUGAUGCACGCUGUGGCGGUUCAUCCACGCACAGCAGGCCUCCCGCUCACGGGACCAGCGCGCCGCUCGUGUGCCCGCUGCCUGCCAAGCUCAUUUCCUUUUGUGCAAGUCAAAGUCAAUACAGUUGCAAAAGCGGGUUGCUGUGCCAUGGUACGCAAGCCAUAAAUCGAUUGUUGUACAGGCUGGUUCGACUAGUCGUGGUUGGAUUGAUUGUUUACAGUCAUAUAAUAAAUGAACAUAAGAGAGUGAACGAAUGAGUGAAGUUUGGAAUGUUCACUGUCGCUAUUUUGAGUUUUUGAUUUGUGACGGGUGACGACUUCAAAAUAUGCUAAUGUGCCGUUUGUUUCGAUGAGCGUUUGUGAGAGUCAAGGUGCGACCGAACGAGGUGUUUUAGCCUCUGUCGGUUGUGAGCGUUCACAAGAAAAGGCAGCGCCUGCGCUUACGGCAAAAAGACCAGGAUGACAAGUUUUAUCUCGUGUUAAAGUGGAGGAGAGAGUCAGUACGUAUCGUACGUAGUCACGAACGCUUAUCAUACUUAUUAUACUUGCAGCGCUGUUGGGAAUGUUUAACUGGAACAUUUGGAGAUCGACCUCGUACGCGCCAAGCGAAAUAAUUCCGGCACAUACAAGAAUCACUGUCACACAGUACAGUUCUUCAUUUUCACCAAGUUGGAAUAAUUGUUACGCAUCAAUAUUUCAUGAGCUUUUGCAGCUGUGGUGCCGUGACACACUUGCGUGCCGCCGUCAGAUAUCAGCAGGGGGGCCGCGGGAAGUUGUCCAGUUUCACUGAAUUUGUCUGACACCAUUAUUUAGGAAUUACAAACGUAUUUUUCUUCAUCUAUCUAUGCCAGUGACGUACGGUGACAAGCAGAUCGAUGAAAUGCUCUUCCAUUUGAUGGCAGAAGGUUAAAUGAACCUGUUGCCAUUCAUACAACAGAAUAAGGACAUGGCCUCCUGCGAGCACAUCACCUUUGUGUUCAAUGAAACAGUCCAAGGUUUCACACUGAGUUAGUCCAUUUGUGAGUAAAGUGAGACAAGUUCCUCAUUUCAGUAUUCCUGCUUUUUGGCACAUUUUUGUUCGGUGGCGAGACUUUUGCAAUGUCAAUUGGGUGGCUUGGCUCAAUAAAGGUUCGGAAAUACAUCUAUGGAAAGCAGCUAGCAAGGUUAGAUGUGGAAAAUCAGACAUCAGCAGACAUCAUUCAAUGUCCUUGAUGGGUCUCACCAUUUCAUCUCUAAUUCGAUGAGACUAUUAACACUCGGAGCAGCGGGGUAGGAUUAGUGGAGGUGCCACAAAUAUACCACCCAGAAGGCUAAGGCAUGACUAGAUCCAAAGCAAUUUGUGUCAGCGCGGUUAGCACGUGCUGCAGGUGUAUCAGCUCUUUGGCUUAUGUUUGCUCUUUGGGAGCUACUUACAUUGAGUUUAGGGCCGUUUAUGGCACCGAGAGGUCUGCAAAUGCAUUUGUUAGUUUGAAUUAGCUGCUGGACUGAAAGGUCGGGUCUCCUGUUCACCGACAAGUGACAAAGCAAAGAAUAUUUGAUUUUGUUUUUGAUGAUUUGGUGUACGGCGCUGUUUCUUCGCUACUCAUCGACUCAUGUUUCAGUCGGCUGCAUCUGUCACGUGUCCAGUUUCAGGCUAAAUAGGUUCAACGUUGACAUUUAGUGCAGCUAAUAUGGAACACCUCAACUACUUUCAAAGAAUAACAACUUUCUGAUUUUGCUUGAAAGACUGUCAGGUUGUUAAGAUGGAAUUCUGGUUACUGAAUGAAGUAACUGGAGAGGAGCUUGAUGAGGCCCUUGAGUAGCUGCAAAGGUUCUUGUUUUAAUUUGACCAUUAAGUAGGUCAAUAGUUUGCUCUAUUCUUGUAUGUGCACCUUUAACAGUCAAAGGCGAGAAUAUUUGUUGUAUAUCAUCAAAAAAAUAUCUGCGCGACUAGCUGGAAAUGUAUUUUGCCUUCAUCCAACCCCAACGCAGACAUGCAUUUUUUAGUUUUUUUGAGUAGUUGCUGUUAAUUUGAAGGACUACAUUUGAAAGAUGAUGCGGCGUCUCUGUGAUUUGCCAAUGGCUGCAGUAUUUUGGUACGUGCGCUCUCGCCUCGUAGGUUGGGAGAUGCGCGGCGCUGUCUGACGGACGGCCAUGGGACUGGAGAGACGGCGGCGUCGGGCGAUCACCACCGCUCUAGCCAUCUUUCUGCUAAGUGUGUCGCGAGGUUUGUCAUCAGCGGUUCGUGGCAGAGAGGGGGCCUCCGCGGAGCUGGGCUGCAGUCUCGCUCCAGAAUCGAAGGGCGCCGCCAGCCCAAACCUCUUCCCGUUGCACGUGGUGGAGUGGGUGCGGCUCGGUUACAGCGUUCCUAUCCUCAUCAAAUUCGGAGUGUACGCUCCUCGAGUUCAUCCCAACUACAAGGGGCGUGUCUCUCUGACCCGCGGCGCCUCCCUGCUGGUGGAGCGGCUGACCCUCGAGGACGAGGGCUGGUUCGAGUGCCGCAUCCUGCUCCUGGACACCAAAACGGACGACUCCCAGAACGGCACGUGGACCUUCCUCUCCAUCACAGCUCCGCCGGUGUUUAUCAAGACGCCACCAAGUUUUGUGGAGGUUCUGCUCGGAGACUCGCUGACGCUCAGCUGUGGCGCUCAGGGCAACCCGCGCCCGACCGUCGUGUGGCACAAAGAUGAGAGCCCGAUUGACAAACGUGAAAAAAUCAAAGUGCUCAACGGUACCUUGUCUUUGGCCUCAGCCACAAGGAGCGUUUCCGGAGUGUAUAAAUGUCACGUUUCCAAUUCAGAGGGCAACCUGACGCACACGACGAAGCUGCAGGUCAAAGGUCCCCCAAUCAUCAUCAUCUCGCCAGAGGACACAACUCUCAAUAUGUCUCAGGAUGCCCUUCUGCAGUGCCAGGCUGACUCUUACCCUUCCAACCUCACAUAUGAGUGGAUCAAACAAGGGCAGAAUGUUUACCAUAUUGAGUCGCUAAAGUCCAGAGUGAAGGUUUUGGUGGACGGAACCCUUUUGAUCCCUAAUUUAAUCCCAGAAGAUGGCGGAAACUACACCUGUAUCCCAACAAACGGGAUACUGACUCCGCCCUCGGCCUCAGCACAUCUCAAAGUGAAACACCCCGCUCGAGUCGUACGAAUGCCCAGGGAAACCUACUUGCCCUCUGGCAUGGAGGGGGUCAUCAUGUGCCCUGUCCAGGCGGACCCCCCUGUGCUCUAUGUGAACUGGACCAAAGAUGGGAACGAUUUAAAUCUCGACAAUCUCCCCGGCUGGAUGGUGAACUCGGAGGGCUCGGUUUUCAUAGCGACAGCGAAUGACAACGCCGUGGGCAUGUACAGCUGCACUGCAUACAACAGCUACGGCACCAUGGGUCAGUCGGAGCCCACCCAGGUCAUUCUGCAGGAUCCGCCCGCAUUCCAAGUGCCUCCUCGGCCUGAGUACCUUCAGGAGGUGGGCAGAGAGUUGGUCAUCCCCUGUGAAGCGAGUGGAGAUCCCGCACCGAACAUAACAUGGAGCAAGAUUGGCUCGAUUCCCCGUUCUCAAUACUUUGUGUUGGCUAAUGGUUCCCUCCUGCUGCAGCCUCUCAGUAAAGACCACCACGGGGGCUGGGAAUGCUUGGCCUCAAACCGUGUCGCAACUGCCAGCGCAGGCACUGUCGUCAUGGUGCUGGGUACCAGUCCUCACGCAGUUUCUUCAGUAUCUGUAAACACGGAGAUCAACCAAGCGAAUGUGUCCUGGGUGCCUGGGUUCGAUGGCGGAUACACCCAGAAGUUCACCGUGUGGGUCAAGCAGGCGUCAAGAGGUAAACACGAAUGGGCGUCUUUACCUGUGCCCACAUCCAAGAACUACCUGUUGGUCAGCAGUCUUCUGGCUGCGACCAGUUAUCAGCUCAGUGUCCUACCUCAGAAUAAACUCGGCUCUGGACCCUUCAGUCAAAUUGUCACUGUAAGAACCCGAGCUGUGCCGACAGAAGCCCCGACUGUCAUCGCCACUCUACUCACACUGGAACCGCCCAUCAUCUUGUCCGCUAACCGGACCAGACAAGGUGUUCUCCUCCAGUGGUCACCGCCUGCGGAUCCAUCCCCUCCGCUGACAAGUUUUGUGCUGCAAGCUCGUCGGAAUCAGGGCCAGUGGCUCGUCCUUAGCAGCAACAUCAGUGCCAAUGAGAGUGAAGUCCUUGUACAGGGACUGCUUCGCGACUCUCGUUACGAUCUGCGGCUGAUGUCCCACAGCAAUCAAGUGCGCAGUGAACCGAGUGAUUUUGUCAGUAUAUCUACUGCAGGGAUGGAGGUUUACCCGCUGAGCCCGAGUUUCUUGGAGCUCGCCCCUGGGCCUCUCCUGGCAGGUGUGGUCGGAGGAGUGUGCUUCCUUUUCAUGGCCAUUGUGCUCUCAUUGGCAACAGCUUGCUACAUGAGAAACUGGAGAGAGCGUCGGCGCAGGAAGAGACAACAAGAUGUUCCAUCUGCUUUCCAGAAGAGUCCAUCCAUAGAUGCUCGCUCUCCUCCCCGCAGCCCAGACAGUGUCUUGAAGCUGAAGCUGUGUCCUCCUAUUCCCUUCUUCCCUACCUCCUCCUCACAGUAUGACCGCUCCUCCUUCGAUAAAGGCAGUCGAGGAGAAUAUCAAGACCAGCGCAAGCAACUUUUGGCUAACUCAUCUCCGCCGCCGCAUUACACGCUCUUCGAGAGCCACUUGGGGUCCCAGGCUCCCUCUCCAACAUCUUUGGAGUCUAUUCACAGAGGCCCAGAUGGACGUUUCAUAAUCCAACCUCUGAUAGAGAGUUCCAGCCCCUCCAACAAGAAAAAUUUGAAGGACAUCUUGCAGAGUAAUGGUGGCGCAAGUGGCUCAGGAAGCAACCGGACAUCGUUUCGGGACUCCCCAAAAUCAAGUAUCUUAAGUUCCGACAAGGACGAGAAGAAGGAUUCUCCACUUAGCGUGGAUGUCCUGGAGCUUAGUAGGCCUUCCUCCUCUCCUGGAAGAGUGCGGGCCAUUGCUCGGAAUUUCUCCCGUCAUGGCUGCUUUUACUCUGAUGAGGAACAUGGCUCGGAGAACCUCCUGGAAAGAGCGAGCUUCUAUUCAGACACCAGCGAGAAAAAAAACUGCGAUUCUCUGAAAAGGCAUCGCACGCCAGCCCGCACUGAAGACCUUUUCCCCAUUUUGUCAAGGAGAACCUACAUUUUGGAUCGAGACGCAGACCGACCACAGUCCUUAGGCUAUCAACCCAUGGCCAGUCAGCUUACUGAUAAUAGCACACUAAUCACACAACUUGAUAGUGAACUGGAGAGCGACAGCGUCAAAAAGUGCAUCCAACUGGCCAAGGAGAGGGAGCAAAUGGAGCGUGAGCUCGCACGCUAUACAACCAAUAACAGAAACCAAGAUGAUGGAAAGAAGGCCCUCAGUGUAGUUGCCCAGUCAGAUGAAGAGCCCGUAUGGAAACUACAAGAUGUUACGCUCCGUCAAAAACACAAGCCCUUAGGCCACACGAGUCGGCUUGCAGACUAUCGACGGGCGUGCUACUUUGGGAGCACGAGUAGUCCCACGGACAGAGUUCCUACUUCUCACAUUGAGUGGGACAUUAGCCCCGUUACAGCCAUAACGAAACUUGUUCCAGCAAAGAGCCAGUGGGACAUCACGUUGGCAGUAUUACAGCAGUUACAGCGUUCUCAUUCGGGUGCAGAAACUGCAGAGGACUCUCUUACUCUUGAUUCGUCACAUUCUCAGGUGACUCAGAACACCUCCCUUCCAAUGCCUUCAUCAGAUGUGACAUUUGAAAACCCCACCGUUCCAUGUUUAGCGACAUCGCCCAGAGCCAAGUCGUUGAGUCCUCACAGAGAUUCGGAUAUGUGUAGUAAGUCCGUGACACACGGGCUAAGGGAAAACAGUGUUGGAGGUGCACCCUCUCGGUCCAGGAAUUCAUAUGCUUAUGGAAGUCGGAAUUGGGAUUCAGCUUCUCGAAGUCCUUUGGUCUACAGUAAGCGUUCUGAAAGUCCAGCUUUUACUGUUUCAACAUCAUACGCAGCCACAAGGGAUCCCGGUCCCUCAGGUAUCUCUACCUUACCCUAUGAGCCUCAAGUUCAAUCAAAUGCCAGAGACAGCGAGCAUAAAGGCUGCGAUGAGCACCAAAGCUUUGAAUCAGAAAGAGAAGGUGUCCGAGCACGCUCCAGGAGGAGUGAAAAAUGUCUUUUCUCCGAUAGUCCCAGCCCCAUGUCAACAUUGACUCUUGUAGAAGAAGCUGAAAGUCAACGAUCCCAAUUUUCUAUCCCCAGGAUGUCAGGGCCAUUCAAGACCAAGCCAGCUGCAUCUCCUCCUAAAAUGUCCUCAGUGCAGACAAGUGCGAUUCUGGAAUACCUGAGCCUCCCAGGUUUUAUUGAGAUGAGUGUAGAUGAACCUGUGGAAGAACCUGAGCUUACAGACUCUACUGGACAAUGUUUGGACCAAAAAUCUGGAGACUCCAUAGUGGUUAAACCUGAUGUAGUGCCUAAAAACUGGGAGGUUCAUGUCCAGGAAUUUGCAGAAACUGAACCAACUAAAAUGAAGGGUUGCUUUGAACCAUCACUUUUGCCAGAAAAACAUGGCUGUCAGCCUCAGGUUGAAGCAAGGGAGUCUCUUCUUCGAGUAAGGUUUCCGGACGACAUAAGUCCACUAUCGGCGGCUCCAGAAAAAACAAGCAAACAACUAUACAAUGAAAAAACACAGAUUCGGGCUGAGACUAAAAACACUGAGUCAAGACUUGGUUCCAGACCAGCUCAUACUUUGCUCAGUGCCGCGAAAGGCAUGGUAGAUAUCGUGUCAAAACAUUCUCCCAGCUUUGUGGACAGUAGUGAGCCUUUAUCAGAGCAAACCCAAAGACAAAGUUCUCAGGGCAACAGGACCAAUAACAUUGCAUCGCGAAUAAGUCAAGCCCCGGUGCCAUUUCUGAAGAAAUCCUUAAGCGCCGGCCCUUGUAGAACACGCUCAGGUAUGGGACCACCCCGACCGUUCCUUAAGAAAUCUAUCAGUUUUGGUUCCCCGAGAUGGGAGCACUUUGAGAGCCCGAGGACAUACAUCUCGGAGAAAUGUUACUGGGAUGAGUUCCCAAAGCCGGAAGUCAGGGUGAAGUCUUACAGUUUAGGUCGCACUCCAUCUUCCUUUCUCAGGCCAGGUCCUUCCUGGAGAGAGUACGUCCCCCUCAGGCGUCCCACCAUGGGGAGCUUAGAGAGACCCCCGUGUGCACAAAGAUCCAGUCCUUCCUACUUCACUCCUUCCAUGUACCCACCCAGAGAAAGCUCACUGUCUCCAAUGUCAGAACACUGCGAGCCACGAAGGCAGGCGACCGUUUUCCCUGAUUCCUCAAGGUGGUCGCCCUCCUAUCCAGAUACACUGAGGUCUGCUCAGUACAAAUAUUUCCCCAUGUCCACCUCCAUCCCAGUCCCCAGUCAUCACCCUUGGCCAGGACCCAGACCAGAGAACGUGAGGCUGAUGGACCCCAGAACGGGGCCGCCGAGGUCCUACCUUCCCAGAGGUAUCAGCUGGCCCUCACCCUACUGCAUGCCUUUCCCUCAGAGGGAAGGGGACGCUUACAGACAGGCAGAGCGAACGAUGAGGAGGGCGGGCGAGACCGAGCCUCGGGAGGUCCGAGAAGGUGGCAGGGCCAGCUAUGCCAGUCAGAGCAGCGGGCGGGGCAGUGCCGGCUUCUUCCGCCAGUCACUGUCCAUCACUCCCACACUGCUCAGCUCCCCCGAAACCACCGAGGAGAGUCAGCGGCACAGAGCUGAGCUGGACCCACCUGAGAGGAGAUCGAAAAGUAGAAGGAACACAUCAGUAGAUGAGAGUUAUGAGUGGGAUUCUGCUGACGCAUGUGUGGACUCUGAAGUCCUGGAGGCCUUGAGGUUUGAUCAGUCACAAGCAGAUUUUCAGACAAGCGCAGGGAGGCUUGCGUGUGGUCAACCUGCUGGCCUCCAGGACCAAAGAAACAAAGGCCCGUCUCCCCCAGCCUGCCCAACUGUUUCCGACCCACCUUGCAGCCAGUACCGCCAAUCCCUUAGCGAGGCACGUUUCAACGCUCUCCGGCAGGAGUACCGAGAGUACAGGCGGGCUCAGAAGUCCAUCCGUUCCCACGAGCCCUACCCCGCCCCUGGACACGAUUCGGACUCUGACACCAACUCAGCGCUGCUCUAGAGGCACAACUCGGUGCGCCUGACAAAGACAGCGAGUAGCAGACACCAGCGAUGUGAACAGUCUCACUUGACACGUGGAAAAACUUAAAGACAAAAGCUUCAAUCGUCUGUUCGAGCCGACUAAAAAAAAAUAAUAAUACAAUACAGGACGGGAAAGCGAUUUGUCCACAGUUGUCAUCUGAUGGUGUUAUCUUGUUUUUGUUUCUGCUGAGAAGGGAUUACUUCAUUUCAUAAACGCUUGGGCAACUGCGUUGGGGUUUUGUUGACAAUCAGACACAGAAGUGGAAACAAAAAACUGCUUUAGUGUAACCAGCAGCUCACAAAACAAUGAAGGUGUUAUUUCAGGUUAAGAUUUUAUUUUUUUUUUCAACUAGAAAAAAAAGAACGCUUAUGACAAUUAUUUUGUUAUUUCCAAAACGGAAAUGUGUUUCAUCCUAUCCUCUCCCCUACUACUGACAUUCUUGUACUCAAAUCUAAUAUAAUUAAAGUUCUUCUUAACCUUUAGUUCAAGCACCUCAGGGCAUUUGGUGAUGUUAAUUGUUCUUCUAAGUCAAGACAAUUGAGUUUUAUUGGCCCCCUUUCGCUCCCAUUAUUAUCUGUUGAGAUGUGCAAAUCUCGCAUUCUUGUCAGAAUUCAACUGGAAUGUAUUUAUAGUUGAAUGACACUCGGUCACCCAGGAAAAUGUUGUUUGCCUUUUUCUGCUCUGACCUUUGCUCACAUGUUUUUUGAAGUGAGUUCUAAUAUGCAAACAUGUUUACAAUUCACUGAUGUGAAGACAGCACUGUGAAUGAUUCAGUCUUUUAUAAACUCUGUUCCCAUGGUUUUUGUUUUUUUUUGUUCUCGUUGUUGUUCCUUACAGAGAAAUGGCAAAAGCUGGUUUGGUCACAUGGAAAGCUUUGACAUUGUAACAUCAUUUCAGAAUUGUUACUACUAAAAUAACCCCAAAUGAGAAUCUACAUCUGCAGUGAUGACUUUGGAGGUUUUGUUCAAAAGUUCUAUAGAUUGUUUUGUUGCUUUUAUAUGUUUGUAAUGAAUAAAUUGCUUUAUUUGGAAAAAAAAGAGGUUGUAGAUCU
Phyllopteryx taeniolatus (common seadragon) is the source of this 10555-nucleotide messenger RNA. It is a transcript of the gene igsf9b, whose product is annotated as immunoglobulin superfamily, member 9b. Gene Ontology annotation, molecular function: protein binding. The record is from RefSeq and is a predicted model, not a curated record. Gene Ontology annotation, biological process: cell-cell adhesion. Lineage: Eukaryota; Metazoa; Chordata; Actinopteri; Syngnathiformes; Syngnathidae.